GAUAGUUUUGAGAAGUCUUAUAUCCUAAAUAAGAGGCAAGAUCCAAAGGUGAAAGGGCUAGAACAAAGCCAACUCUAUUCGACCUUUGUUAGAUUGGAAGCUAAAUCUUUCACACAAUCCCAGAAAAAGUAUCAUCGUUUGACUUGAGAAUUGAGAGUGGGAGAAGUGAAAAAAAAUGUUGAACACUUCAGCAGCCAUCUUUCACACACCUAUACUCUAUUCCCUUCACAAUCCCACAUGGAGCAAUAAACCGCCAUUAACAUGUAACAAGCUCAAAGCUUAUUGCUCAAUUUCAUCAAUUUCCCAGACAAUUGUUGAGAAAGUUUCUCCAGUUUCUGGGAAUUUAUUAGGAAAUGCAAAAACUAAAGAAAGGGUAUUCUUUUUAGAUGUAAACCCUAUUUGUUAUAAAGGGAGUUCUCCAAGUUUGGAUUCUUUUGCUCAUUGGAUUUCUCUGUUCUUCUCUGAAGUCAGUCUCCAUCAUCCUGUCAUUGCUGUUUUUGAUGGGGAAGGAGGCCAUGAACAUCGCAAACAAAUAUUACCAUCUUAUAAAGCACAUAGGUUGAAAUUCUUAAGGCGUAUAUAUACAUCAAAGGGACUCGAACAACUUCCGAUUGGAAGGUCACACCAAAUUGUCAUGGAUUUCUUGAAGGACUGUAACGUGCCGGUCUUGAAACUUUUAGGUCAGGAAGCAGAUGAUGUUAUUGCUACUCUAGCUAACCAAGUCUUAGAUAGAGGAAAGAAGGUGGUCAUUGCUUCGCCUGAUAAAGAUUUCAAGCAAUUGAUAUCAGAAGAUGUGCAGCUUGUUCAACCUGUGCCUGAGCUCAAAAGGUGGUCAUUUUAUACACUGAAGCAGUAUACUGCUCAAUAUAAUUGCGAGCCACAGUCUGAUUUGAGUCUUCGAUGUAUUAUUGGUGAUGAAGUUGAUGGUGUUCCUGGAAUCCAGAAUCUGGUCCCUGGUUUUGGCCGGAAGACUGCUCUUAAACUCAUUAAAAAACAUGGAUCUCUGGAGAAUUUGUUGAAUGCGGCUUCUGUCAGAACUGUGGGAAAGCAAUAUGUACAAGAAGCCCUUACAAAAUACACUUGUGAGCUUAGGAGAAACUAUGAAGUACUUUCCUUGAGAAGGAACAUUGAUGUGCAUGUUGAAGAUGAGUGGUUAACUGAAAGAGACACAAUGAAUGAUUUGGCUGCCAUAGCAAAGUUGAACAAAUUGUUGAAAGGAAGCUAAAUCUUCAAUUCUUAGAUGUAGAAUCCUUUUGAUCAUUUUGUCAAAGAAGCAAAUAUAACCAACUUUGAGGUCAUCUGUCUAUAACAAGACCUGCUUUGGGAAUGCUAAGGAAAAGGGGUGAGGAAGGAUGGCACAAGACAAGAUACUUGUAUUGGGUGUUGCUCAUUAGGCAUAGGCGCAUAGCCUAUGGAGCGCUCAAAGCCAGUAAGCCACAAAGGAAUAUUGAGAUCUUUUGCAACGCCCUGUUUACGCAUCACUUCAGUUCGUUUGAGCCAGUAAUCCCAAAAUCAAUGUCGCAUUCUUCGUUUGCUUUACCGGCUCUAGUUGUAUCCGUCAAAGGAGGUGGGGGAGCAAGUGAUUGUACUAAUUGGCUAUAAUCUCAUCUAAUUUGUAUCUCCCUUUCUUUUUGCUCCUUUGGAAUUUUCGCUGCUCGUUCAGCUGUCCUAUUUUUUUGUACAGUUGCAAAGUUGGAAAAAGGUUUUUGUAUUCGUGGAGAAAUUUGUGGUAAAGAUGUUUGCAUGCAUUUCUUAUAGAUAUCCAAAUUUCGUCA
Molecule: messenger RNA, 1775 nt
Organism: Beta vulgaris subsp. vulgaris (sugar beet)
Lineage: Eukaryota; Viridiplantae; Streptophyta; Magnoliopsida; Caryophyllales; Amaranthaceae
Exons: 7
Coding region: 176-1225 (349 amino acids)
Biological process (GO): DNA replication, Okazaki fragment processing
Molecular function (GO): DNA binding; 5'-flap endonuclease activity
Source: RefSeq, a predicted model, not a curated record